This is a messenger RNA of Rhea pennata, 550 nucleotides long. It is a transcript of the gene GABARAP, whose product is annotated as GABA type A receptor-associated protein. Gene Ontology annotation, cellular component: autophagosome membrane; cytosol; autophagosome. Gene Ontology annotation, molecular function: ubiquitin protein ligase binding; GABA receptor binding. Gene Ontology annotation, biological process: autophagosome assembly; macroautophagy; autophagy of mitochondrion. The record is from RefSeq and is a predicted model, not a curated record. The transcript is spliced from 4 exons. Bases 101 to 454 code for a protein of 117 amino acids. Lineage: Eukaryota; Metazoa; Chordata; Aves; Rheiformes; Rheidae.
GCGGGGCGGCGGGGGGAGGGGCGGGGCCGUAUCCGUGCGCCGCGCACGCACCGUCCCGGUCCCGGUCCCGGUCGCCGUCGCGGCCCGGCCCGGCGCCGCCAUGAAGUUCCUGUACAAGGAGGAGCACCCCUUCGAGAAGCGCCGCUGCGAGGGCGAGAAGAUCCGCAAGAAAUACCCGGACCGUGUCCCGGUCAUCGUGGAAAAGGCCCCCAAGGCGCGGAUAGGGGACCUGGACAAGAAGAAAUACCUGGUGCCCUCAGACCUGACAGUCGGGCAGUUUUACUUCCUCAUCCGGAAGCGCAUCCACUUGCGGGCUGAGGACGCGCUCUUCUUCUUCGUCAACAACGUCAUCCCCCCCACCAGCGCCACCAUGGGGCAGCUCUACCAGGAGCACCACGAAGAGGAUUUUUUCCUAUACAUCGCCUACAGCGACGAGAGCGUGUAUGGGGCGUGAGCCAGCCCCGGCCCCGCGCCCGCCCGGCCCCCCUCGCGUACCCCUGUAUCCCCCGGCCCUGCGGGCCCUGGGCUUAAUAAACACGACGGAACUGCC